AUGCAGGGUAUCCAGGUGGCCCAGUAUGUCAAAGGCCCCAAAGAGCUCAAAGUCACCAAGCUCGCGGAUCCAAAGCCGGGCCCCAAUGACUACCUCAUUGAAGUCCACGCAGCUGCCACCAACUUCUUCGACAUCCUACAGGUCCAAGGGAAAUACCAACACCAACCCCCUUUCCCGUGGGUAUCUGGUGCCGAGUUCUCUGGUGUGGUUUUGGCCACGCCCUCAAACUCGAAAUCCCCCAAAUUCUCAGUGGGCUCUCGUGUCUUCGGCGGCAGUCAAGGUGCCUACGCAACCAAAGUCUGCGCAACAGAGCCCCAACUCCUGCCAGUACCGGAGGGCUGGAGCUUUACAGAUGCAGCGGGAUUAUUUGUAACAGCACCUACCAGUUAUGGCGCCUUGGUUCUACGUGCCGGCGUGAAAACCGGCGACUAUGUCCUGGUCCAUGCAGCAGCCGGGGGAGUGGGUCUCGCGGCAGUUCAGAUCGCAAAGGCGUUCGGGGCUACAGUCAUCGCGACGGCAGGCACAUCGCGAAAGCUGGAGGUAGCCAAGGCCUUUGGCGCUGACCACGUUGUCGAUUACCAAGAUGAAAAGUGGCCCGACCUGGUCAAGAAACUUACCCCCAAGGGCCGCGGCGUGGAUAUUGUCUACGAUCCUGUGGGCAUGGUUGACAAAAGCACCAAGUGCAUCGCCUGGAAUGGCCGCAUUUUGGUGGUGGGAUUUGCGGCGGGCAAAAUCGAGAAAGUCGCCAUGAACAAAGUCCUCUUGAAGAAUAUCAGCUUGGUUGGUAUCCACUGGGGUCAAUAUGCGGUACAUGAGAAGGAAAGUGUGCCGGUUGUCUGGAAGGGCAUCAAAAACCUGAUCGAGCAAGGCAAAUUCAAGAGCACUGUUUUUACGGAUAAGAAUUUCAUUGGCCUUGAGGCCAUUCCUGAUGCUUUGCUGGCUCUGGGAGGUCGGGAAACAUGGGGUAAAGUGGUUGUCAAGAUACCUCAAGGGGGUGCAAGUAAGCUAUGA
Molecule: messenger RNA, 1011 nt
Organism: Pseudomassariella vexata
Lineage: Eukaryota; Fungi; Ascomycota; Sordariomycetes; Amphisphaeriales; Pseudomassariaceae
Exons: 2
Coding region: 1-1011 (336 amino acids)
Cellular component (GO): mitochondrion
Molecular function (GO): zinc ion binding; oxidoreductase activity
Source: RefSeq, a predicted model, not a curated record